Molecule: messenger RNA, 345 nt
Organism: Fusarium falciforme
Lineage: Eukaryota; Fungi; Ascomycota; Sordariomycetes; Hypocreales; Nectriaceae
Exons: 2
Coding region: 1-345 (114 amino acids)
Biological process (GO): mitochondrial translation
Cellular component (GO): ribosome; mitochondrial small ribosomal subunit
Molecular function (GO): structural constituent of ribosome
Source: RefSeq, a predicted model, not a curated record
AUGGUUGUCAAGAUCCGCCUCGCCCGCUUCGGGCGCCGAAACCAGCCAUUCUACAACAUCGUCAUCGCCCACGCCCGGACGGCGCGCAACUCCCGCCCGCUCGAGGUUAUCGGCACGUACGACCCGAUCCCCAAGCCCGAUCCGUAUGACAACUCCGGAAAGCUUCACAAGGAUAUCAAGCUCGACACACAGCGUGCGAGGUACUGGAUUGGUGUUGGUGCACAGCCCACCGACACGGCAUGGCGGUUACUCUCAAUGGUCGGCAUCCUGCCAAAGAAGCAGUUUGGGCCCAAGCAGGACCAACAGAAGGGCACCGUGAAGACAGAGGAGGUCAAGGUUCGUUGA